AUGGCGCCUAUUGAGGGCGAGUGUGCGAUUUGCACUUCCGAUCUCAAAACCGAAGAUGCAAAAGACAUAGCUGCGCUUCCAUGUGGCCAUACAUAUCACUGGGUUUGCGUGAACGGAUGGUUGCAGGCUGCACCAGGUGCAAAAUAUAACCGAGAUGGGACAUCCAAAGAAAAUUUUGAUGAUCUGCACACGGAGAGUUUCCAAAACCAGGCUUUGAUUGAUGAAUUAUUAGAAAAUCUAAAUCGCGAGGAGGAAACACAUAGGCAAACUAUGUGCAAUUACCAAGCUCUACUAAAUACCAAAGAAGAAUAUGAGGAAUUGCAAGUAGUUUAUUUUGAAAAAGCGUUGAAUGCGACCAAAUCAGUCAGUUUUCGAAUUAAUGUUAUAACAGACGAAUAA
This is a messenger RNA of Enterobius vermicularis (human pinworm), 399 nucleotides long. The record is from the annotation of a GenBank genome assembly. NCBI's taxonomy places the organism in Eukaryota, Metazoa, Nematoda, Chromadorea, Rhabditida, Oxyuridae.